This is a messenger RNA of Dibothriocephalus latus, 981 nucleotides long. NCBI's taxonomy places the organism in Eukaryota, Metazoa, Platyhelminthes, Cestoda, Diphyllobothriidea, Diphyllobothriidae. The record is from the annotation of a GenBank genome assembly.
AUGCCGGCUGUGAAGAAGCUUUCGGAAUUUAUAGAGGAGAAUUUCUCCUCUCUGGAUUGUUGCAACUACGUACACGAUGAAAAUAAUGCGGAAUCAACUCUCGAAAACCCUCACUGUCAGUGUGGUGAAAGAAAAGUAUUCCAUGCAGAUAGCAGCGAAGCGAUAAAAAAGACCGAAUUUACUAAAGACCGGCAAUGCACAAAAGCAUAUGGAGUUUUGAAGGUUUACAUAAAAGGCAUCGCCACAUCAUCAAUGAAUUAUCUCCGAUUAUCUUCGAAAGAUCAUAAUGAUUCCGUAAUUGAUCUCCUUGUUAAAUACUGGAAAGUAAUUCCUGAGGAUCAGGAUGUUGUCUGCAUUUCAUUUAUUGGAGCAGCACUUGAUGAUGUAGGAGAAAUGGCAUUUAGGCCUAUUGAGCAGGCUUUAAUUGAGACUGCUCGAACUAUGAACAUAGUUGUUAUAGCAAAUGGUGAGGACAACGUCUUAACGCGAAAUAUUGGUCGCAUUCUGACGAACGUGAGAAGAAUGCUUGCCGUAACCAAGGAAAAUAGCCUUCCACCACGGUUUCUCGGCAUCAUGCCAUGGGGCAACAUUCCCGAGAAGAAAAACCUAAGCUGCCACACGUACAUUGUUGUUAAACGUUUCCCAGAGGCUGCUCUUUUAGGAUUUAGCCAUUGAUUUGAAGACUUUGAUCCUGAGCACAUGAUUGAGCUUUAUGAACGCCUACGUUCCCUACAUGAGGAUAUGGAGGUUGAAGAAGCAUAUGACGAGUUGAAGCGGAUGUUUAUAAACGAGAAGAUUCUAUUUACAUAUGACAUGCGUUCAAAAGACCCAUUUAUCAGUACAUUAUUUGACGCCUUUGCAAAGUAUACUUUUACUCCUGCGGACUUCUUUGAGUUUUCGCUGAAAUGGGACCGCGAUACGGGUGUUUUGAACCUGGGAAGCGCAUACCUAUCUAUCAUUCCUCAAGGUAAGUCGUCCUAA